AUGAAUAACAAAUAUUUUAAUGAUAUUAAACUUCGGAUUAAAAGUUCAUUAAAAGUGGAACACGCUAUUAACGAAGUAAUCAGUUGCAGAAACGGUUUCGAUAUACUGUACAUGGAAAAUCUAGGGCUAGAUGAUGAAUCUGAAGAUAACAAGAAACAUCUUGUCCAUUUACAAAAAGAGUUACGUAAAAGCACAAAGUUGAAUACCGGGGAAAGACCGUACGUAUGUACGAUAAGGAUUGUGGAAAAAGGUAUAGUCGAUUGGAAUUCUAUGAAAGAUCAUGUUAGGACACAUGAUGAGAAACCAGAUGUAUGA
Funneliformis mosseae is the source of this 315-nucleotide messenger RNA. The record is from the annotation of a GenBank genome assembly. NCBI's taxonomy places the organism in Eukaryota, Fungi, Glomeromycota, Glomeromycetes, Glomerales, Glomeraceae.